Spinacia oleracea (spinach) is the source of this 6857-nucleotide messenger RNA. RefSeq lists its product as uncharacterized. Lineage: Eukaryota; Viridiplantae; Streptophyta; Magnoliopsida; Caryophyllales; Amaranthaceae. The transcript has 11 exons. Bases 3170 to 6685 code for a protein of 1171 amino acids. The record is from RefSeq and is a predicted model, not a curated record. Gene Ontology annotation, molecular function: microtubule binding.
UUUUCGUUCUUAAUUACGCCAAUUACAUUUUUAUGUUACAAUUAGGUUUAUGUUUUAAUUAUUAUAUCUUCCAUUUGUGUGAAUUAAUAUUGAUUAUGAUUGUGAUUUCGGGCUGCCAUUGAUGUAUUAUACUUUCUACUUAUUUUGAUGCUUGAUACUAUGUACAUUGUUUAGAAACUUAGCUCCACUUUAGAAAUAUGUAUGUUUUUGCCUGAUUAAAGUGUAAUGUUUAGUGUUCUGUGUGUGCCAAGGGAAAUAAAGAGUUCCGGUAACAUAGCCUUUUAAGGACGACUUCUUAGGUCAAUGUGUUUCGUUCAAACUUGGUUUCGAACCACAUUUCUUUUUUGUGCAUCUAAAUUGUUCUGUCCCUUGUAUUAAUGAGGAUGGUUUAGACAUCUUUUCAAGGAAAUAAAGAACAUAGAAUUCACUUAUCUUGGUGUAUAUGUAAAAGAGCCUUGUACAUUUUAGAUUGAUCACAUUGACCAUUUUGGUUUGGGAAAUUCUUCAUAUUUGCGUUUCUCAUGCGCGUAGAAAAUUGAUACAAAGAAUAUCAUAUAUGAAGUGAUUAGAUCGGUCACAUAAACCAUUUCGGUUUUGGAAAUUUGUGUUAGUUGUGUAUAACAUACGCGAGAUAGAUGAUUUAAUAUUCUCUUGCUGAUCUACAUCAGUCUAGUUAGACUUAAAUUUCAUUUUAUAGAAAAUGAUGUAUGCUAUUGCUGAUAGAAUGCAUAGUAUUCAUAUUAUGAAGUAUCUUUUGGUAAAGAGUUAAUCAUUUUAUGUUAGUAUAAUAAGUUUGUCACUAUGACGGCUGUGAAUGCUUAUGAAUUGUAUGAAAAUGAAAUCAUUAAAAUUUGAAAGGGUGUGGGUUGAUUUAUUGAAGACUGAUUUAAUAUGAUGUUGCAAGGAGGAAUUGGGUUAGAUAGAGAAAAGAGAGAGAGGAAGGCUGCAACAUUCUCAUUGCCUUGCAGAAUACUAUGUGUGCUGCAUUUGUAUAACUGUCAAAUGGAAUAAGACAAACUCUCAUUAUUACACUGAUUACUAAAUAACAGAAACAAAGAGGAAUAACAACUCAACAUUAAUCAUCUAAGACAGGAGAAGCAAAAGUAUGAAAAUGACACUAGUGUCUCUUAAUAUCCCCUUGAAGCUGAGAGUGAGGAAAUUGAACUCCCAACUUGAGUAGUAGAUCAUUUUGUUGUUGCACAGGUAGUAUCCUUAGAGGGAACGUGUUGAGGGAUUAGAGUUUCAGAUUUUACCAUGUCUCGAACGUAGUGACAAUCUCUCUCAACAUGAGGACGAGAUUUGUUGCAAUGGCUAAGGCAACUUGUUUAUCACAUUUCAGUAGCAUUGGAGUUGGGUGAGCUAUACCCAUGUGUCUUUGAGAAGAGUGUGCAACCAUGUCACUUCACAAGCAGUCAAGGCUAUUUCCCUGUAUUCUGCUUCAGUAGAGCUUCUAUCAAAAACUGAUUGUUUCUUGGCUUUCCAGGAUAUAAGCGAGUCACCUAAGAGAAUACAGUACCCUGCAGUUGACCUUCUAGUUCUAGGACUUUUUAGGUGAGUUUUUGAGGAGGAAGCCAAGAGAAUACCAUAGAUAAAUGUGCUAGCCAGACAUCUUAGUAGUCUCAUAGCUGCUUACAUAUGAGCAGUGGUAGGACAGUGCAUGAAUUGGUUUAGCAAUUGGACUGAAAAAGAAAUAUCAUGCCUUGUGAUUGUGAGAUAUAUGAGUUUGCCUAGAAAUUGCUGAUAAAGAACGAGAUUUGGCAAAAGAUCACUUUUAUCAAGUGCAAGCUUGAUGUGGGUGUCCAUUGGCAACUUCAGGGGUUUCACAUCAAGCAUGCCAUAGUCUUUCAGGAGAUCAAUGGUGUAUUUCCUUUGUGAAACAAAUAUUCCAUCAAACUUUUUGUCGAUUUCAAGACCUAGAAAGUACCUUAGAGGACCUAGGUCUUUCAUCUUGAAUUGAGAGGAUAACAACUGAUUCAAUUUCUUGAUUUCCAUGUCACAUGUGCCUAUUCCGUAAUCUAUUCCAUAUUGUUGGUCACAACCUAGAACUACCACUCAGGCCAUAUGUCUCUCAAUGUCUGCUUUGUCUUGUAAAUCCACUUGUCUUUCUUUUGUUUAGGAACAACAUAAUAUUUUAUCCAACUAGGUGGGUUGGAUGGUCUGGAGUUGUGUCCCAUUGUUGUUGUUUGGAUGUGUGAAAGGUAGAAUCAAGUAAAGGGAUAGGAUGAGAAGUAAGAAUAGGAUCAGUUGUAUUUUGUGUGGCAUUGGUCAUGAUAGGCUCUAUUUCAGUUUCGGGAUCAAAGAGAUCAUCAAAGGAGAAAGGAGAUGGAUUUUUUGUGUUAGGAAGGGAAAUAGGUAAAGGGUGCAUGUAGUGUUUUAUAUGCCGCAUUUGAAAGAGGAAUAUGCUUUCAUGAAAGACAACAUGUCUAGAUACAAAGUGUCAUAUCUAUUAGUUUAGGAGCCUGUAUCCUUUAUGAGUUGCAUGAUAUCCCACGAACACACAGGGGACUCCUCUAAGUUUAAACUUCUGAUGAUGCAGGAUAGGAUUGGUAGCAAAAGCAAGACAACCAAAGACCUUCAAAUGCCUAUAUUCAGGAACUGAUUUAAAUAACUUUCAAAAGGAGUUUUGUUGUUUAAAAAAGGAGAGGGAAGCCUAUUAAUAAUGUGUACAACAAUCAUGACACACACCCCAAUAUUUCAACCAAUCCAGCCUGAAAUCUCAAAGCCCUUGCAUUCUUUAGGAUGUGUCUGUGUUUCUUUUCCACUCUUGCAUUGUGGUCGGUCAACACAAGAAGUCUAAUGUAUGAUUGCCAGUUUAACGAAGAAUUGUUGUCAAUAUCCAUCAUGAAAUUCUAAAGCAUUUUCUGACCUUAGGAACUUUAUUUUACUGCUGAAAUGCUGAAAUGAGUCUGAGCAUAGUUGUAGAAAGUUUCCAAGGUUUUCAAUGAUUCUGAUUUCUGUUGUAACAAGUAAAUCUAUGUGCUUCUUGAGUAGUCAUCUACAAUUGUGAGAAAAUACCUGUAGUUUCCCCUUGUAUAUUCUCUAAAUGGUCCCCAGAUAUCCAUUUGUAUGAGUCAAAAGGAGUGGAAGCAUGAGAUUCGUUGAUAGUGUAAGGAAGCUUGGUUUGUUUUGCUAGAGACAGGUCACCCCAUGAAAUUGAAACACGACCGUUAUGUUGUCACAGAUAUUGGAUUUGUGGUUCCGCAAAACUCCGUUACAUUACGGUGGGAUAAUAAUCAUACCUUUCUCCCCGCGUCAUCCAUUACGUUACGGAGCUAUUAGUAACACAGGAAUUCAGGUACAUGGGAGCGUUUCAACUUACAGCAGGACAGAAAAUUUCAGUAACAAUGACAGCAAGUUAGGAGUGCCUAAUCUUAGUGUUGAAACACAAAAAAUGAAGAGGAGCAAAAAGGUUGGGGGAUACAAUUUGAGGAAAAGCUUGGCUUGGGACAGGGCUUUUUUCACCGAAGAAGGUGUCCUUGAUGAUACAGAGCUAUCUUUGAUUGGCGGAACCAUAGGUGACAGAGAUGGUCUUUCUGUCAUAGAUGAACAAGGAAGAGACUCAUUGCCUGUGAACUCUGGUUCAGCUAAUCUAGAAACUAUUGAAGAAAAUCUGUUCAAAGAAUUGCCAUCUGGUUACCCCAAUAAAAGAAAUGCUACCUGUAAGUCAAGUAUGAAACGGGAUUCCAUAAGUGGCGGUUGUCUAGCUCCAGUCUCCAAAUCCGCACGAAAGGUUCCCCCUUCUGCCCACGGUCUUAAGAAGGCUGUAUGUAAAGGAGAAGUUUGUUCUUCUCCAGUGGCUUCUGUUUCUCAGAAGAGGCUUUCAAUAACAGGAACUAAACAAAUUUCAACAAGAAACUCAAAAAUCCCUAAAGUUCCGGUUUCAAAUAAGAACCCCUCUGUGCCUUCUGUUACAACUAUGCAUGGUGCAAGUGCAGCUAGUGGACAGAGAUUUAAGGGUACUGGGAUUCCUCAACCAGCACGAAAAAGCCUAAGCUCAAAAUUAUCAUCAAAAACCAAUCAUGCUUCCGAUGCUGCAAAACCAAGGGUUGAGUCAGUACCUAAAUCUAACAAGUCUUCUACUGAUUUGGGAAACGUGGCUAACUCAGCUUUGCAGAGGCAUUCACUGAUGAGCCACAGAGAUCUAAACACCACCAAAGGGAGCAAAUUUUCAGAAAACAGUUCAAGUCAGGGUCGUUUGAGUGAUGGGGCAGAUGUCAUGUCCAUUAAUGAGACACGCAGCACUAAAGCCUUAUCCCAUGUUCACUUUGAUAAUGCUGGUCUUAACAGGAAUAUUGUUCAAGGUCAAGGAUUAAAACUAUCAGGUUUACGGAUGCCGUCACCAUCCUUUAGAUUCUUUAGUGAGACCAAGACACCUGUUUCAAAUACUGUAUCACAGGUUACUUGUAUGCAACCUGACCUCCUCAAGCCUAGUAUCUCAACUUCAAGGAAUUCUGAAGUUGCAGAUCAUAACCAGGAUUUAAAGCCUAUACAACUAUUACAUGGGGCCCUAAAUGUCGAUGUAAAGGGACACAAAGGGUUGUGCUCACAGAAGACAGAGGAAUGCUCAACCUCAUCAAGUGUUACCCCUAAAGUACAUUCGAACAAGAUACAAGAAAAAUGCAAUCAGCAGGCAUUUGAAGUCCGAGUUCCAGUAGAAGACAUGAAUCCUGAAGCAACAAAGAACACAAAAUUUAGACAUGAUAAUCUUGAUAGAUUUGAAAAUCAAUCUCAAGAUCAGGUCCCAGUUUCUUUGAAGGUUGAAGAAAAGGAUUGUAAGGAUAACAAAUUAAUAUGCUCUGAUGUAGAACUUGAGGAACCUAGCUACAAAGCCAGUAUUCUCUUCCCAGAAUACAUAACUGCUAAACGAAGUAUGUUGGAUGAAUCCUGUGAGUCAAAUGCAGAAGUUCAAUCAGAACAUUUUGAAGAGGUGGAAUAUAACUUAACAGUCAUGAAUAAUGAUGCUAUACUUGAACUACAAACUAAAUCAAGUAGCCCUCGCAACAAUUUGAUGUUGGCCCCUGAUUGCAUCCCAUCAAGCAGCAUUAUUGACAAUAAUAGAACUUCUGGUGAAAGCAAUAGCUGUGGUGUAGAACUUGAGGAACCUAGCUACACAGCCAGUAUUCUCUUCCCAGAAUACAUAACUGCUAAUCGAAGUAUGUUGGAUGAAUCCUGUGAGUCAAAUGCAGAAGUUCAAUCAGAACAUUUUGAAGAGGUGGAAUAUAACUUAACAGUCAUGGAUAAUGAUGCUAUACUUGAGUUACAAACUAAAUCAAGUAGCCCUCGCAACAAUUUGAUGUUUGCCCCUGAUUGCAUCCCAUCAAGCAGCAUUAUUGACGAUAAUAGAACUUCUGGUGAAAGCAAUAGCUGUGGUGUAGAUCAGAACAACAGUCAAAGAAGCAUGAAGGAGCAGGUUGAUGAAAUAAAUUUUGUUGCCAACGGAAAGUCUUUAAGAAAAUGUGAUGUGGAUGACUCUGCUGUUCCAGUUUGCACAAAUGGUGUCAUGGCUGGUCAGGAUACAAUUUACAGUGAUGGGGUAACAGGAAGCUGCAGUGCAAAUUGCAGUGUAGCAGGUGGGUCAAAAUACAAGCUUACAGACUGUGAACAAGAUGAAGUAAUAUUUGAUAAAAUGUUGUCAACCAUGAAGCUCAGUGAAAGUUCAGAAGUUCAAGACAAAGCUAUUGAGGAUGGUGAUAUGCAGCAAAGAAACUCCACAAACUCCAUUCAUGAUACCAAAGACAGUUUUUCUGUUAACUUGGACGUGUUGAAGAUGUCUAGUCAUUGUGCUUCAUCUUUACCAGAAUUGUUGAAUGGAGUUCCUGUUGAUCAUUUGUACAAUUCGAAUCUAGGUGAAGGACAAUCCCAGUUCGUCAGACAUAAAAUAUCUGGUAACUGUGCUUCUGUUCUUGGUGCUUCAACAGCCUAUAAUCAAUGCACAGAAAUUACUAAAAACACAAGCUCUGUAGCUGACAAGCAGCAGGUCUCGAAUAAUAUAUUGCUUGUCAAGGAAAUGAUGCUCCAGAGUAAUGAGGCAGAUUCGCAUUACAGUAUAUUGCCACUGGACAGUUCUUUCACAAUAAGUCAUGUGAACAACAGCACGGAGGAAGUUAAGGAACAAAUUGAUUUGCAUAGCUGUCUCUCCAAUGAUGGCGAUGAUUCUACUCUUCAAACUACUCAUCGAGGAUUUCAAACAUCUGUGAUGAGAAGCAAGGAUCAGGUUGCAAUUUCUGUAACCAUUCCUGUUCCAGAAGAAUCUUUAUGUCCGGUUAAUAAACAUGAAAUAUCACCUAAAGCUGUUUUGAUGAGAGAAACUCUUGAAGAGUGCAUUGAACCUGGAGAACCUGGGUGCCAUCUCUCACCAAGAGAAGCUAGGAUGAAAGUUUCCCAAUAUGUUGAUAGUUUGAUUGAUGAAAGUGCAUACAAUAAUAUAGAUGCCGAGGAUGCAGAGAGGACAGAUGAUAAAAAAAUGACGAGACCACCACCAAAUGUUGUUCCAUUCUCAGAUGAGUGGCUUGCUGCUAUUGAAUCUGCUGGAGAGGAAAUUUUGACGUUGAAGACUGGUGCUGUAAAACAUUCACCUCCAGACAAGUCAGUACAUGAACCUAGUCCAUGGUCUCCGGUGAAACGGACGAUUGGACCUUUCGACUGCACUAAGUACACAAACACUCAACCUGAUAACAUCAAUUAGGAUUUGUUUGUGGGCUUAAAUCUUUGUUGUUAAUUCGCCCUCUUUGAAAACUAAGAAUGUACAAUGUGCUAAGUACUUUUCUACUCCACGUUUAAAAUAGUUGACUUUCUUUGACACUACAUUCCCUCACAAUAUUUAGUCGAUUCCAGUGUCUCCGGAUUAUUGGAUUACA